Molecule: messenger RNA, 1686 nt
Organism: Closterium sp. Naga37s-1
Lineage: Eukaryota; Viridiplantae; Streptophyta; Zygnematophyceae; Desmidiales; Closteriaceae
Source: the annotation of a GenBank genome assembly
AUGAGUCAGGGUUCGAGGAGUAUAGGCCCAGACCACAGCCCCGCAAUCCGGCAGAGAGGGUGGCGGCAGGACCGAUCUAGAGAGAAAAGGGGGAGGAGCAGCAGGGAGGAAGCAGCAGGGAGCGAGCAGCAGGGAGGGAGCAGCAGGGAGGAAGCAGAAGGGAGGUUGCAGCAGGGAGGGAGCAGCAGGGAGGAAGCAGCAGGGAGGAAGCAACAGGGAGGGAGCAGCAUGGAGGAAGCAGCAGGGAGGAAGCAGCAGGGAGGAAGCAGCAGGGAGGAAGCAGCAAGGAGGGAGCAGCAGGGAGGAAGCAGCAGGAGGUUGCAUCAGGGAGGGAGCAGCAGGGAGGAAGCAGCAGGGAGGAAGCAACAGGGAGGGAGCAGCAUGGAGGAAGCAGCAGGGAGGAAGCAGCAGGGAGGAAGCAGCAGGGAGGGAGCAGCAAGGAGGGAGCAGCAGGGAGGAAGCAGCAGGGAGGGAGCAGCAGGGAGGAAGAAGCAGGGAGGGAGCAGCAUGGAGGGAGCAGCAGGGAGGAAGAAGCAGGGAGGGAGCAGCAUGGAGGGAGCAGAAGGGAGGUUGCAUCAGGGAGGGAGCAGAAGGGAGGUUGCAUCAGGGAGGGAGCAGCAGGGAGGAAGCAGCAGGGAGGGAGCAGCAGGGAGGGAGCAGAAGGGAGGUUGCAUCAGGGAGGGAGCAGCAGGGAGGAAGCAGCAGGGAGGGAGCAGCAGGGAGGAAGCAUCAGGGAGGGAGCAGCAGGGAGGGAGCAGAAGGGAGGUUGCAUCAGGGAGGGAGCAGCAGGGAGGAAGCAGCAGGGCGGAUGCAACAGGGAGGGAGCAGCAGGGAGGAAGCAGAAGGGAGGGAGCAGCAGGGAGGGAGCAGAAGGUAGGUUGCAUCAGGGAGGGAGCAGCAGGGAGGGAGCAACAGGGAGGGAGCAGCAGGGAGGAAGCAACAGGGAGGGAGCAGCAGGGAGGAAGCAGCAGGGAGGGAGGAGCAGGGAGGGAGCAGAAGGGAGGUUGCAUCAGGGAGGGAGCAGCAGGGAGGAAGCAGCAGGGAGGGAGCAGCAGGGAGGAAGCAUCAGGGAGGGAGCAGCAGGGAGGAAGCAGCAGGGAGGGAGCAGCAGGGAGGGAGCAGAAGGGAGGUUGCAUCAGGGAGGGAGCAGCAGGGAGGAAGCAGCAGGGAGGGAGCAGCAGGGAGGAAGCAUCAGGGAGGGAGCAGCAGGGAGGGAGCAGAAGGGAGGUUGCAUCAGGGAGGGAGCAGCAGGGAGGAAGCAGCAGGGAGGAAGCAACAGGGAGGGAGAAGCAUGGAGGAAGCAGCAGGGAGGAAGCAGCUGGGAGGAAGCAACAGGGAGGGAGCAGCAGGGAGGGAGCAGAAGGGAGGUUGCAUCAGGGAGGGAGCAGCAGGGAGGAAGCAGCAGGGAGGAAGCAACAGGGAGGGAGCAGCAUGGAGGAAGCAGCAGGGAGGAAGCAACAGGGAGGGAGCAGCAGGGAGGGAGCAGCAGGGAGGAUGCAGAAGGGAGGAAGCAGCAGGGAGGAAGCAGCAGGGAGGAAUCAGCAGGGAGGCAGAGGAUUAACAGCAAAUGAGAGAGCAGCACAGCAGGGAGGGAGCAGAGAAGUAACAGCAAGGGAGGUGGGGGUCCUGAGGAGUAACAACAAGGAACAGGGAGUAGAACAGCUGGGAGGGAGCAGCAGGGAGUAG